Molecule: messenger RNA, 5266 nt
Organism: Parus major (Great Tit)
Lineage: Eukaryota; Metazoa; Chordata; Aves; Passeriformes; Paridae
Gene: EPHB6
Product: EPH receptor B6
Exons: 17
Coding region: 486-3488 (1000 amino acids)
Biological process (GO): cell surface receptor protein tyrosine kinase signaling pathway; central nervous system projection neuron axonogenesis; axon guidance
Cellular component (GO): neuron projection; plasma membrane
Molecular function (GO): transmembrane-ephrin receptor activity; ATP binding; protein binding
Source: RefSeq, a predicted model, not a curated record
GAAAGGGACAAGGCAGAUCUGGGAAGCGAGAGGAAGAGAGACUCCUGCAGGAGGGGGAACCUGGGCGGGGAGAGGACAUUCCCAGCGAAGGGCCUGGAGGGGAGCGCAAGGAUCGGGACUGCUCAUAAGCAUCCGACUUGUUGAAAGACGUCGAGCGAGGCCAGAGGCUGUGCCCGGGGCCGGGGGACAAAGCGGCGCUGGCCCGCCGGGAUGGUGCAACUCGCGCGGUGAAAAUGGUCUUUGUCCAACUUUUCUGAUGCCGGGAGGCCGGGCGGCACGGCUCUAGCGGGAAGGGCUCCUGCGAACACCGCUCGAGUAAUGCUGGGAAGUGGAGGGGGUGUUACUGGAGUCCUGCACAAGUAUUUCUCUGUGAAGACCUCUGUGCUUUAAUUUGGGAAGAUACUCAAACACUCCAAGAAAUCUCAGACCAUUUCAAGGGAGUGGUGUGUGCUUGUUGAAGAUGGUGGUAUUUACAGAGAAUCUUCAUGGAUUCUAAUGCUGGCAUCAGUGCAAGAAGAGUGUCGGGAAUGGGUUGGCUCUGGAUGGUCUUCUUCUUUCAUCUAGUCACCUCAUUAGAAGAAAUACUUCUGGAUACAACUCAAGAGACCUCAGAGAUAGGCUGGACUGCACACCCUUCUGAUGGGUGGGAUGAGGUAAGUGUCCUGGAUGACAAGAAGCGCCUGAUCCGAACCUUUCAAGUGUGCAACGUGGCUGAACCGGGUCAGAACAACUGGCUGCGCACUCACUUCAUAGAGCGGCGCGGAGCCCACCGCGUCCACGUCCGCCUCCGCUUCUCCGUGAGGGACUGUGCCAGCAUGCGCACCGUGGCCUCUUCCUGCAAGGAGACUUUCACGCUCUACUACCACCAGGCGGAGGCUGACAUAGCCUCUCAGGACAUGCCAGAGUGGCGCGAGGGCCCCUGGACCAAAGUGGACACUAUUGCAGCUGAUGAAAGCUUUUCCCAGGUGGACAGCACUGGGAAGGUGGUCAAGAUGAAUGUUAAAGUACGUAGCUUUGGGCCACUCACCAAGCAGGGCUUCUACCUGGCCUUCCAGGAUUCGGGAGCCUGCAUGUCCUUGGUGGCAGUCCAAGUAUUUUUCUACAAGUGCCCAGCUGUGGUGAAAGGAUUUGCCUCCUUUCCUGAAACGUUUGCUGGCGGGGAGAGGACGUCGCUGGUGGAGUCCCCAGGGACGUGUGUGCCCAACGCUGAAGAGACGAGCACGACGGGCUCCUCGAGUGUCCGGCUGCACUGCAAUGGGGAAGGGGAGUGGAUGGUGGCCAUUGGACGGUGUACCUGCAAGGCUGGCUACCAGCCUGUGGACGAUGAACGAGCCUGCCAAGCCUGUGCCCCUGGUUUCUUCAAAGUAUCUGUGGGAGAUGACCCCUGCCACCUGUGCCCUGCCCACAGCCACGCUCCACUGCCAGGUUCCCGGGAAUGUGUGUGUCAGAACCGGUACUACCGAUCUGCUUCAGACAAUUCUGAUGCUCCCUGCACUGGCAUCCCCUCUGCUCCUCGUGACCUCAGCUAUGAAAUCGUUGGUUCCAACGUGCUCCUGACCUGGCGCCUCCCGAAGGACCUGGGUGGCCGCAAGGACGUUUUCUUCAACGUGAUCUGCAAGGUGUGCCCGGCGGGGUCAGCGGGGCCGUGCGUGCGCUGCGGGGACAGCGUCCAGUUCGAGCCACGCCAGGUGGGGCUGACCGAGAGCCGCGUGCAGGUCUCCAACCUCCUGGCCCGUGUGCACUACACCUUCGAGAUCCAGGCCGUCAACUUGGUGACUGAGCUGAGCUCAGAAGCACCCCACUUUGCCACCAUCAAUGUUAGCACCAGCCAGUCAGUCCCCUCUGCUGUGCCUAUGAUGCAUCAGGUGAGUCGUACUACCAAUAGCAUCACUCUGUCGUGGCCUCAGCCAGACCAGCCCAAUGGGAUCAUCCUGGAUUACCAGCUACGCUACUUUGACAAGGCAGAGGAUGAGGAUAAUUCAUUGACCUUAACUAGUGAGACCAACAUGGCCACGAUAUCCAGUCUGAGCCCAGGCAAGAUCUACGCCUUCCAAGUGCGCGCUAGGACAGCAAUCGGCUACGGUCCUUACAGUGGGAAGAUGUAUUUCCAGACUUCAACAGGAGGGGAGCGCUCGGAGAUGGUGCAGGACCGACUGCCACUGAUCGUGGGCUCAGCGCUCGGGGGCCUGGCCUUCUUGGUAAUUGCUGCCAUUGCCAUCCUUGCCAUCAUCUUCAAGAGUAAAAGGCGAGAGACUCCAUACACAGACCGCCUGCAGCAGUAUAUCGGUGCACGAGGACUUGGAGUGAAGUAUUACAUUGAUCCUUCAACCUAUGAAGAUCCCAAUGAAGCCAUUCGAGAAUUUGCCAAGGAGAUUGAUGUGUCCCUCAUCAAGAUUGAGGAGGUCAUUGGAUCAGGAGAGUUUGGAGAGGUGUGCUUUGGGCGCCUAAAACACCCAGGGAAGCGUGAAUACAUGGUGGCAAUUAAGACCUUGAAGUCCGGUUACACAGAGGAGCAGCGGCGGGAGUUCCUGAGUGAGGCCAGCAUCAUGGGGCAAUUUGAGCAUCCCAAUGUCAUCCACCUGGAGGGGGUGGUCACCAAGAGCCGGCCAGUCAUGAUUGUCACAGAGUUCAUGGAGAAUGGAUCGCUGGAUUCCUUCCUCAGGCAGAAGGAAGGGCAGUUCAGCGUGCUGCAGCUGGUGGGAAUGCUGCGGGGGAUUGCAGCCGGCAUGCGCUACCUGUCAGACAUGAACUAUGUGCAUCGUGACCUGGCAGCACGAAACAUCUUGGUCAACAGCAACCUGGUGUGCAAGGUGUCAGACUUCGGGUUGUCCCGCUUCCUGGAGGAUGAUGCUUCUAAUCCCACCUACACUGGGGGUCUGGGCUGCAAAAUUCCCAUCCGCUGGACUGCCCCUGAAGCCAUCCAGUACCGCAAGUUCACCUCCUCCAGUGAUGUCUGGAGCUAUGGCAUUGUCAUGUGGGAGGUGAUGUCCUACGGUGAGAGGCCUUACUGGGACAUGUCCAAUCAGGAUGUAAUUAAUGCCAUUGACCAGGACUAUCGCCUGCCACCACCCCCAGACUGCCCUACUGUUUUGCACCUGCUGAUGCUUGACUGCUGGCAGAAGGAGCGGGUCCAGAGACCCAAAUUUGAGCAAAUAGUCAGUGCCCUGGAUAAAAUGAUUCGCAAGCCAUCAGCCCUCAAAGCCAUUGGCACUGGGACCAGCAGACCAUCUCAGCCUCUCCUGAGCAACUGUCCUCCAGAUUUCCCGUCCCUCAGCAAUGCCCACGAGUGGUUGGAUGCUAUCAAGAUGGGCCGCUACAAGGAGAAUUUUGACCAGGCCGGUCUGGCUACAUUUGAUGUCAUAUCACGCAUGACUCUGGAAGAUAUCCAGCGUAUUGGAAUCACCCUCGUUGGUCACCAGAAGAAGAUUCUAAACAGCAUCCAGCUCAUGCGAGUCCAUUUGAAUCAACUUGAACCAGUUGAAGUGUGAUGUUUACAUCAUCCUCAUUCCACUAGUCUCAAACUCUGGAAAGGUUCUGGGGGAAUUCAGAGGGAUUUUCAAUGUAAGAAAGAGAUGUCAGUAUGCUACUUGAAGACUUAAUGCACCCAGAGAGUGCACACUACAUGUCCUGUUCCAUGAACAAAAAACAAAGCCUUGCCGUGAUUUGAAAGCAGAGCUAAAAGACUGGUGACAAUUACAUGUGGCUGAUGUCACACAUUGGGAAUGGGCUUGGGGUGGGAAGGUUAUAAUAACAUGGGGUGGAGAUGGAAUAACGGCUUGGACAGAUCACAAGCACCUGUUGCCAAUUGUCUGCCAACAAAAGGUAUCUGACAACUUUACAAAGUCAUCAGCAGCCUUUAUUUAUGGCUGAGAGCCCAGCAAAGCUGAAAAGACAUAAUAAAGGCAACAAAAAAUUAGCAUUUUUUUCAGAAGAAUGCCAUCGUGGUGUGAGAGAUUAUUCCUCAGAUGGAGAUGAGCAUCAGGCUAUCACUUGGUGUGCCAGCCGAGUUUGGAACUGAAGUUCCAGCUAGUGCACAGUAUGUGGUAAGCAAAAACAGAUGUCACCUGGUAAGCAGGUUCAGAGUAAAGGGUUCAAAAUUCAAUGCUAUUUCGUGUGCAGUUCUUGGGUCUGCUCCAUGAUGGGAAUUGCUAAUCUUUUGUGCUGUUGUGAGGAACAGUCCAUCUCUAUUUAUGGGACUGCAACACAAUUAAUAAAUAACAAUUCUUAGAAUCCAUCCUGCAAGACCUGCAAGUGAAGGGGGAAACAAAUAAGUUCUGGUUCUCGUAAACCCAUUCUUGUGAGGAAAGGCUUAACCUGUGAUACUCCCGAUUCUGAGUGAUACUGAUUCUGUGAUACUGAGAUUCUGAGUACCCAGAUCUUGGGUUUCAUUUUCUUCUGAACCCCUUACAAUGCAAAGCAGAACGAAAAAAAUCUGAAACCUUUGCUGCUGAAAAAUACUUUCUUUUUCUCACCCUAGCCAUUAGGCACAGUUGUUUGAAUAUUGUUUUUGAAGAAAAUGUAGACAUGCAGUAGUCAGCUUCAAGCAGACAGCUAGAAGGAGUGAGUUGAAACUCUUUCACGAGUUUUUGUCAAGAGUGAUCAGGGAAUGGUCCCAGUCCUGUAAGUCACUUCAGUCCGUAAGAAAGGGCUAACAAUGUUCUUGGGAUCAUCAGUGUUGUUUGGUACAGGCACAUGAGAGUGACCAGAAUGGCAGAGCCUUGGGACUGUAUCUCUCUAUAAAUCUAUGAAGUUGAGCUUGAGAGGAAAACUCAUGAACUAUACACUUGUCUACCUCAUCAACAUAUAGGAAAGGAAAUGGAAAUGGCCCAGUAAACAAGACCCCAGUUAUGAUACCCUCUGUGAAUGUCUAGAGGGGAAAUAACCCCAACUGUUCUGAUAUGUGCUCAUCUGUUGGCUUUCUGUGAACUAGACAUGAACCUCGUGUAUUUCUCCAGCUGUCAAGGUUGGAACAUCACAACUUCUUCACAUUCUACUCCUGUAUGUAUUUAAAGAUUCCCCCAGUAAACCUAACAGUUGAAGACAAGCUAUGUUUAAGAGUGACUCAAGAGCCCAAUAUUACGAUGGGAGAUGCUCCAGAAUAGUUGCACUGGAAUAGCCAAUGCAGUUAAGACUCUUUGUUGCAGCAUUAGAGUAACAUUAUUUUUUUAUUUUUUUUUUAGCUGAAGAGGGAGAAUAGCAGUGCAUUUUUCAAUAUAUUAAAAAGUCAAUACAAAAACAAUAAAAGGAAACAUGAAUAAAACAUUCA